Molecule: messenger RNA, 1428 nt
Organism: Aspergillus alliaceus
Lineage: Eukaryota; Fungi; Ascomycota; Eurotiomycetes; Eurotiales; Aspergillaceae
Product: RNA recognition motif domain-containing protein
Exons: 4
Coding region: 280-1248 (322 amino acids)
Molecular function (GO): RNA binding
Source: RefSeq, a predicted model, not a curated record
GUGAUCUUCCAAUAAAUACCCAAAACUAAAUUUAAUGUGUUGAGAACCAAGCUUCCAAUACAAUACAAUACCGUCGCAAAGCUUCGACACCUUUUCUUUCGAUCGCUUACCCUCCUUCUUCUCACAACCUCUCAAUCUAUCUCCAACCACCGAAUCUAACCAAUCUAUCUGUGGAAAAUUUUACCAUUUUAGUAGUAUCUUCUUCGACCCCCCUUCUUCGCCGAUAUUAUUCGUUUGAUCUCCCGACCAGUUAUCGCCGUCCAGUCCCUUCCGUCCAUCAUGGCCGCCGGCCAGCAAGCUGUCUCUUUCAAUGAGAUCAUUAAAGCUGAUCGCCAAAAGAGGAAGAAUGAGGAACUAGCCAACAGCAUUCUGGGGAAGAACCGACGGACGGGCGCUCCAGGAGCUGGGAUCAACAAGGCGCAAAAUGCGGCGGCACAAGGGAGUCUGGCAAGUCGGAUUGGCGUAGCCAAGCGUUCUGCACCUGCCGCCUCCAAGCCUAAAAAAGCCAAUCGGACGCCGUCUGCACCUGCACGAGUCGCAACCUCGAACGCGAAACCCGGACAGAAGCGUCGCCCCGAUGAGGAUCGCCUGAUGUCUGCCCUCAAUCCGGCAAAGGGACAAGCAACAGUUCGUGAUGGCUCUACCGGCCUUUCCAUCAAAGGGGCAGGCUCCGGGCCGUUUGUCGUGGUUGGCGGCAAUUUCGCACCAGGUACUACCGCUGCAGACAUCCAGUCGGCCAUGGAGCCUGUGACCGGCGAAAUCUUGCGUUGUUGGGUUACCUCGCAGCACCCUACUGUUACUGCGGAGGUGACGUUUGCAGAGAAAUGGGCGGCGGAGAGCGCGAUUGCCAAUUUCCACAACCAGAGGGCGGAUGGCAGAGUCCUUUCGAUGCGAAUGAAGUCGGCUGGCGCCGGUUCCAAGAACUAUGAUUUAUUCGACCGCUCUGCCGGGUCUCACAACUCUUUCAAUGACCUUCGAGAACAAGAGGACCGCAAGCGCUUGUUACACCGUGGCGCAGAUGCUGUUGUCCAAGACGGAAGCUAUGGAUUUGGCGGACAGAACCAAACAGCUGGUCGUGAUAAUGUCUCCGGAAAUCGCAACAAUAGACGUAACUUCCGAGGCAAUCGAAACGCGGGAGGCAGCAGAAACCAGGCUCAAAAUUCAAACGAAGGGCUCUAUAGCGAUCAAAUGAUGGUCGAUGCGCCGCCGCGGGGUCCAAGAAACAACCGGGGACGGUGGCAGCGGUAGACUACUUUUAAUGGCAGUGUUUCAAUAUUCGGGGUUUUAAAAACUACAGUCUGUACGAUAUCAAUCGAGGGUUUAGAUUGAACAUAUCCCUUCAAACUGCAGAUGCAAUGAUAGAGAACCUUCUUACCCUUUUGGUAAAUUUGAUAUGAUAAGAACUAUCACGUGCGGCGGAACUUUUGC